Chelmon rostratus (copperband butterflyfish) is the source of this 4271-nucleotide messenger RNA. RefSeq names its product paxillin-like. NCBI's taxonomy places the organism in Eukaryota, Metazoa, Chordata, Actinopteri, Chaetodontiformes, Chaetodontidae. Bases 216 to 1805 code for a protein of 529 amino acids. Gene Ontology annotation, biological process: transforming growth factor beta receptor signaling pathway; substrate adhesion-dependent cell spreading; endothelial cell migration. The transcript has 11 exons. The record is from RefSeq and is a predicted model, not a curated record.
GCUAUGUGUGUGUAUGUGUGUGCGUGUGUGUGUUUGUGAGUGUGUUCGAGGCUCGUCGGCCUGCAGGGGAACUUGAAAACUUCACUGCGCUCAGCGAGAGAGAUCUGUGAGCGGAGGUUUGGCGACUGGGAGUGGAAUCGGCUGCUUACAGUCCCGCUGCGAUCGACUGAGGACGACCGGUCCGGUUCUCGGCAUUGGAACGAUUUCCGGCCAACAUGGAUGAUUUAGAUGCUUUGUUGGCGGACCUUGAGUCCACAACAUCCCACAUUUCCAAGCGUCCGCUCUUCCUGUCUGAUGAGACCGCUUACUCCUUCCCUGUUGGGGGUCAGACCCAGCAAGACACCGGCUCUCCACCCCAAGUCCCGCCCACUCCCUCUGAGCAAAACGGACUAGAUGAAACAGAGUCUUUCGGCUCAGCUCAGAGAAGUCCCUGGUCUAGAGACAGCAGCAGUCCAACCCAACCCAUUGGUGAAGAGGACCACGUAUACAGUUUCCCUAAUAAGCAGAAGAGCAGUGAGUCAUCAGCUGUUGCCAUGAACUCAUCAUUGGGCAGCAACCUGUCUGAGCUGGACCGCCUGCUGCUAGAGCUCAACGCUGUCCAGCAAAGCACCCCUGCCUUCCCCACAGAAGAGGAAGCUGCUCCCCCACUGCCAGCCAGCAGCGUCAUCCACCAUAUCCAGGAGAAUGGAGUCUCCACUGCUGGCAAGGCUGCGCCACCUGUACUGGAGAAGCCCAAACGAGGCGUGGCAGCUCGCGGAAUAGAGGAUGUACGACCAAGUGUAGAGAGCCUUCUGGAUGAGCUGGAAAGUUCCGUGCCCUCACCCAUUCCCACACCGUUGGUUGUGUCAGACGAACAGACGGACGGACAAGAGGAAACGGCAGCACAGCAGCAAGCCAGAAUGUCUGCCUCCUCUGCCACACGAGAGCUGGAUGAGCUGAUGGCCUCCCUGUCUGACUUCAAAGUCCAAAGCAACAUCCAGUCCCAGGGAAAGACUUCUCCCACCGGUCCCCCCAAACCAGCCAACAAGCUGGACAACAUGCUGGGAAGCCUGCAGUCCGACCUCAACAGACUCGGAGUCCAGACGGUGGCUAAAGGUGUCUGUGGAGCCUGCAAGAAACCCAUCGUUGGGCAGGUGGUGACUGCCAUGGGCCGAACGUGGCACCCUGAGCACUUUGUGUGCACCCACUGCCAGGAGGAGAUAGGCUCCAGGAACUUCUUUGAGCGAGAGGGGCAGCCUUACUGUGAGAAGGACUACCACAACCUGUUCUCACCACGAUGCCACUACUGUAAUGGACCCAUACUGGAUAAAGUAGUGACUGCUUUGGACAAGACUUGGCACCCAGAGCACUUCUUCUGUGCCCAGUGUGGAGCCUUUUUUGGACCAGAAGGUUUCCAUGAGAAGGAUGGAAAGGCGUUCUGCAGAAAGGACUACUUUGACAUGUUUGCCCCUAAAUGUGGCGGCUGUGCUCGUGCCAUCCUGGAGAACUACAUCUCUGCUCUCAACUCACUCUGGCACCCCGAAUGCUUCGUCUGCAGGGAGUGCUUCACGCCAUUCAUAAACGGCAGCUUCUUCGACCACGACGGCCAGCCGUACUGCGAGUCGCACUACCACGAGCGGCGCGGCUCGCUGUGCUCCGGCUGCCAGAAGCCCAUCACCGGCCGCUGCAUCACUGCCAUGGGCAAGAAGUUCCACCCAGAGCACUUUGUGUGCGCUUUCUGCCUCAAGCAGCUGAACAAAGGCACCUUCAAGGAGCAGAAUGACAAGCCCUACUGCCAAGGCUGCUUUAUUAAACUCUUCAGUUAGACUGUGUGUUUGUGUAUAAAUGUGUGUGUACACGCGUCUACAUGUUCUUUCACAUGUCCGGAUGUACGUGUGGAUGUGUGUGCACUCACAUGUAUGAGUCAGUGAAGUGUUUUUUGAGACUGAGGGCGUUGAUGCGCUGGUGGAUCACAUCAUUAAGGGUGAGAAAUGUCUCUGACUAUUAUUGACCCUUUACACUGAAGGGACUUCCCCAGCUGUCCAACCUCUCAGGCUUGGCAUUUCACACUUUUGCUAAAGACAUUUUUAACAGAGCCCAAAGAGAUUUUCAUUUGGAGUUUUCUCCCCGUGUGUAGCAAAGAAGAUAUGUUAAUUUCUCCUUGUGUGUGUGUACAUAUAUAAGCAUAUGAGGGUUUAAUUAAGAGCCCUAAUUUGUAAAUGAUUUUAUUCCCCCACUGCAGGGCAAGACCUUGCACCAUAUGGUAGUUUUAUGCAGAUAUGAGACAGCUGCUUAAUUGCAUGGACCACGGAGAGUUGACUAAAGCAGUUAGAAAAAAAAGAAAUUGACUUUUGAGUGUUGAAUGCCCAGUGUAUGGCCAAUGAGUGUUGGAACAAUCUAUGAAAAAGAUGUUAUUUUUCUAGCUUUGGAAACUAUUGAGGUGCCAUUUAAUAGAAUCAUGAAAACACUGCAUAUGUACACGCACACAGACACACACUGAACUCUUCCUUCCCAAAUACCAGUUCAAACUCUUUGUACACUCUAACCACAGAUCUCUUGAUGAGACCGUCUUAAGGUGCAUUUUACAGGCGUCAGCAAGAUAUUAGCUAGUCCUUAUUUUUCUACUCUUUUACUAUGAAAAUGAGCCCAGAUGUUUUCUCCGUUUCAGCAUACAUUGCAUUCACAUUCAUGCUCUUGUAACUCCAAUCAAGCAUUAGAAAGAAACCUUUUUUUUUUCCCUGUAGCAACAUGGAACGUUUUUGCUUUCCUGCUGCAAAGUGUGCGUUUUGUCAUUUACAGUAAUGUUCAAAUAAAAUUAAACAGUUGUGACUCCAGAUGACAAAAAGUAGGUCAAUAAGAAUAAUGUAUGUGCUGUGGUUAUUAAUGUUGAACUUGUGGUGCAAUUUAAAAUGAGCCAAAAACAAAGGUGAUUGUCUUUACUCCCAUUUAAAAGUGGAGGUUCUACUGCUGUACUACCCACACAGAGUAAAUUCAGAAGAAUUCAAUUCAGAAUAAAUAAUGCCUCAGUUCACCAUUUUCCCCAGAUUUUGCCAUUGCUUCGGUUGUGAAUUUAUCAGUAUAGUAAAAUCUAUUAAUACGGCUGUUUCAAGCUUUAGAAUAUGGUUGUUGGAUUAGAAGCAUGCUUUCUUUUAUCUGGCGUUUUUUUGUCAGCACUAGCUGCCAAUUGCUGUUACAAUCAGAACUGAAAUUUCUAUACCUGUAAUAUGCUCGACUUUGUGGCAGAACUGUGUUUUGUCGCUGUUUUGAUGAAAAUAUAUAUAUUUUUGAGCUGUUCGGGCUCACACUGAUAUGCAAAGAGCUGGCUCUAUCGGCAUGUAGGCUAACAGUAGGUUACCCUGUUCUCACAUCUCGUACCAGCUUGGAUUCCAAUGUGUCAGACUUCCAAGGAAACGCGGCCCUGAUUGUUCUUACCGAGUCAUGGACUAUGAUCCAGCUGUCAGAGUUUAUAUCAGCGCUUGGCUCACUGAUGGAAGCUGGAUGUCAGUGUUAGCUGGUCAGGAAGCAGAAUACAACACCAAGCCAGGGCCAAGCCUUGAGCAAAACUUAUGUAAUGACUCAUUUCAUCUUUAUUUUACUUGCAGCUCUGUUUUGCCACAUAUAUACGAGACAAUGUGUGAUUUUUUUUUUAUACAAUACUGCUUGUCUUUAAUUUUGAUCACUAGGUGUGCAAGGAGUGAAUACACAGUAUCCACAUUAAGAUUAUUUUUACGUUGAGAAGAUGUUUGCUCUUGUGCCAAAUGUGUCAAUGCAAUAAGGUCUUAUACACUGUGGCGUUCUCAACCUUUCCUGUGAUUUGACUCUUCAUGGGCUGAACUCUGGGAGAGGCUUCUUCUGCUGUGGAUGCAUCUUAACUCAUAACACCUUAACGUUUACACUGUAUUAGGCAAGCCAAGGGGAAACCUUCUGUACUGAGUCGUUUAGCAGGCAGUAUGGUGUACACUUGUAGCUGAUUCAGAUUUACAGGAAGUAGCAGGGGAAAAUGAACACGAAUUGCGAGUUAAUUUUGCCCCGUGUAUAUUUAUCUGCUUAUAGUUUUUGCUUCUGUCAAAGAAUUCAUGAAAAAAAAAUCAAAGCCUUUUACUGUUAAAGAGUAAGUGAACUUUGCUUUGUAAAUGGAGAUGUCCAUGUGAUCUUUGACUUUUUUUUAAUUUUCUCAUGAGCCACAACUUUUACUGGCUCUCUGUUUGGGUGGGGUGUAAGCCUAUGUGGGUCCUGAUUACUGACUGAUUAUUAUAACUGCUGCAAAUAAAAUAAGUACUUGAUUUCUGGCA